Messenger RNA from Sphaerodactylus townsendi, 924 nucleotides. Its product is annotated as SH3 and cysteine-rich domain-containing protein 3-like. Gene Ontology annotation, biological process: positive regulation of voltage-gated calcium channel activity; skeletal muscle contraction; positive regulation of protein localization to plasma membrane. The transcript has 5 exons. Gene Ontology annotation, cellular component: extrinsic component of cytoplasmic side of plasma membrane. NCBI's taxonomy places the organism in Eukaryota, Metazoa, Chordata, Lepidosauria, Squamata, Sphaerodactylidae. Gene Ontology annotation, molecular function: protein binding. The coding region runs from base 1 to 546 and encodes 181 amino acids. The record is from RefSeq and is a predicted model, not a curated record.
AUGGUGGCGAACCUCUCGCACUCCAAGUCAUUAUGGACCACAAUUCCUGGCCCUGCCAGCGCUGGCCUGGUGGCCCAUGCUGAGCUACUGUCAGGAACUCCAUUGCCCCGUCUUAAUCUGUGUUUUUAUUCUCUUGGACAGAACAAGAAACAGCAGCCUGGAUUUCCCCAGUCACACUAUUUCAUUGCACUUUAUCGCUUCAAAGCCUUGGAAAAGGAUGACCUGGAUUUCCACCCUGGGGACAAAGUUGCCAUUGUUGAUGACUCUAAUGAAGAAUGGUGGCGGGGAAAGAUUGGAGAGAAAAUUGGCUUCUUUCCACCCAAUUUCAUCAUACGUGUGCGGGCAGGAGAACGGGUGCAUAAGGUGAUGUGGAGUCUGAUGCUUGCCGUGGAAGCAGCAGCAGGAGAAUUACAGGGCAAGAUCCGCGUUAAAAAAAAAAAAGAUCAGAUUGUGGUGCAGAAGGGUGAGGAGCUGAAUGGGUACGUGAAAGUCUACACUGGCCGUAAAGUGGGGCUCUUCCCCGUCGACUUCCUCCAAGAGAUUUGAGGCCCAAUUCUGGCAUUUCCAGUGGUUUCCUAGCCUGGGCCAGAGAGGGCCAGGUCGUUUCUUUGGGGAGAGAUUCCGAGCUGCCAAGGACUCUCGGCAAUGGAGUUGGGUUCUGAGAGAGCCUGUAGCUCAAGAGCCAUGAUAUCUGCCAAGGCUCUGAGCCUAGCAUUCAAGGCGAGGAGUGUGUGACGCUACCAUCUCGAAGGCCUCUGCACUCUCCUAAGUGCUCCUUGGACUCUGUGGUUUAGUGGUGGCAGAUCCCAGAAUGGGUUUGGCCAUUACCCUUGAUGAUGCCGCCAUGGAGGUGCUGGGAUGCAGCCCAAGCUGUUCUGCUUCCUGUCUGUAAAGGGAGUGGAUAAAUGAUCGUUCGUGUCAGCU